Molecule: messenger RNA, 3063 nt
Organism: Jaculus jaculus (lesser Egyptian jerboa)
Lineage: Eukaryota; Metazoa; Chordata; Mammalia; Rodentia; Dipodidae
Gene: Hells
Product: helicase, lymphoid specific
Exons: 23
Coding region: 82-2634 (850 amino acids)
Biological process (GO): DNA methylation-dependent constitutive heterochromatin formation; pericentric heterochromatin formation; negative regulation of gene expression via chromosomal CpG island methylation
Cellular component (GO): nucleus; pericentric heterochromatin
Molecular function (GO): ATP-dependent chromatin remodeler activity; chromatin binding; ATP binding
Source: RefSeq, a predicted model, not a curated record
GCGGCGGCGUGAGGGGCGAGCGCGCGGCGAUUCGGGCGUGGAGAGGCGCGGGCCGGUCUCCCGCUGGGCUCGAGUGCAGUCAUGCCGGCCGAGCAGCCCGAGAGCAGCGGCGGGUCCCCCGCUGCAGACACAGUGGACCCGGCCGGGGAGGUGGUGAUUACCGCUGCCAUGCUGGAGGAGGAGGAGCAGCUCGAGGCAGCUGGACUGGAACGAGAGCGGGUGAUGUUAGAGAAGAUGAGGAAACAUUCUCAUAAAAGAUCACUUGAGCCCCUGCAGGCUCGCAUGUCUUGGGACAGAGACUCCAAUGAUAUUCGAUACCGUAGACUUCAGCAUUUGCUUGAAAAAAGUAAUAUCUACUCCAAAUUUUUGCUGACUAAAAUGGAACAACAACAGUUGGAGGAACAGAAGAAGAAGGAAAAGUUGGAGAGAAAAAAGCAAUCUUCAAAAGCUUCAGAGGGUAAAAAUUCAGUUGAUACAAGUGAGGAGAAUUCAGUCAUGAAAAAGAAAAGAGGAAGAGAAGAUGAAUCAUAUAAUAUUUCAGAGGUCAUGUCAAAAGAGGAAAUUUUGUCUGUGGCUAAAAAACACAAGGAGAAUGAGAAUGAAAGCUCCUCUACUAAUCUCUGUAUGGAAGAUCUUCAGAAAAAUAAAGAUUCAAAUAGUAUAAUUAAAGAUAGAUUAUCUAAAACUGUUAGGCAGAAUACCAAAUUCUUUUUUGAUCCAGAUCGGAAAUGCAAUGGACAGCCAGUACCUUUUCAACAACCAAAGCACUUCACUGGAGGAGUGAUGCGGUGGUACCAAGUAGAAGGCAUGGAAUGGCUUAGGAUGCUUUGGGAAAAUGGAAUUAAUGGCAUUUUAGCAGAUGAAAUGGGAUUGGGAAAGACUGUCCAGUGCAUUGCUACAGUCGCACUGAUGAUUCAGAGAGGAGUACCUGGACCUUUCCUUGUCUGUGGCCCUUUGUCUACACUUCCUAACUGGGUGGCUGAAUUCAAAAGAUUUACACCAGAAGUUCCUACUAUGUUAUAUCAUGGAACCCGUGAAGAACGUCGGAAAUUGGUAAGAAAUAUUCACAGACGACUAGGAACACUGAAUAUCCAUCCAGUGGUAAUUACAUCCUUUGAAAUAGCCAUGAGAGACCGAAAUGCAUUACAGCAUUGCUAUUGGAAAUACUUAAUAGUAGAUGAAGGACACAGGAUUAAGAAUAUGAAGUGCCGUCUAAUCAGGGAGUUAAAACGGUUCAAUGCUGAUAACAAACUUCUUUUGACUGGUACUCCCUUGCAAAACAAUUUAUCAGAACUUUGGUCAUUGCUAAACUUUUUGUUGCCAGAUGUAUUUGAUGACUUAAAAAGCUUUGAAUCUUGGUUUGACAUCACUAGUCUUUCUGAAACUGCUGAAGAUAUUAUAGCUAAAGAAAGAGAACAGAACGUAUUACAUAUGCUUCACCAGAUUCUGACUCCUUUCUUACUGAGAAGGCUAAAAUCUGAUGUUGCUCUUGAAGUUCCUCCUAAACGAGAAGUCAUUGUUUAUGCACCACUCUCAAACAAACAAGAGGUCUUUUAUACAGCCAUUGUGAACCGUACAAUUGCAAGCAUGUUUGGAUCUAGUGAGAAAGAAGCAGUUGAGCUAAGUACGACUGGACGACCAAAACGUCGAAGUAGAAAAUCAAUAAAUUAUUGUCAAACAGAUGAAUUCCCUAAUGAAUUAGAAAAACUAAUAAGUCAAAUACAGCCAGAGGUGGAGAGAGAGAGAGCUGUUGUGGAGGUGAAUAUCCCUGCAGAAGCUGAAGUUAAUCUAAAACUUCAGAAUAUCAUGAUGCUUCUUCGUAAAUGCUGUAAUCACCCAUAUUUGAUCGAAUACCCUAUAGACCCUGCCACACAGGAGUUUAAGGUCGAUGAAGAAUUGGUUGCAAAUUCUGGAAAAUUCCUAAUUUUGGAUCGAAUGCUGCCUGAACUUAAAAAAAGAGGUCACAAGGUGCUGCUUUUUUCACAAAUGACAAGGAUGUUGGACAUCUUGAUGGAUUUCUGCCAUCUUCGAAAUUUCUCCUUCAGCAGGCUUGAUGGGUCCAUGUCUUAUUCAGAGAGAGAAAAAAAUAUAUACAAUUUCAACACGGAUCCAGAUGUUUUUCUUUUCCUAGUGAGUACGCGAGCUGGUGGUCUGGGCAUUAAUUUGACUGCAGCAGAUACAGUUAUUAUUUAUGACAGUGACUGGAAUCCCCAGUCUGAUCUUCAGGCUCAGGACAGAUGUCAUAGAAUUGGUCAGACAAAGCCAGUUGUUGUGUACCGCCUUGUCACAGCAAAUACUAUUGAUCAGAAAAUUGUGGAAAGAGCAGCUGCAAAAAGGAAACUGGAGAAGUUGAUCAUCCAUAAAAAUCAUUUCAAGGGUGGCCAAUCUGGAUUAAAUCAAUCUAAGAAUGUCUUGGAUCCCAAAGAAUUAAUGGAAUUACUAAAAUCUAGAGAUUAUGAAAGGGAAGUUAAAGGGUCAAAAGAGAAGGUCAUUAGUGAUAAAGAUUUAGAGUUGUUGUUGGAUCGAAGUGAUCUCAUUGAUCAAAUGAAGUCCUCAAGACCAAUUAAAGAGAAAAUGGGCAUAUUCAAGAUACUAGAAAAUACUGAAGAUUCCAGUCCUGAAUGUUUAUUUUAAGUUGGAGCUAAAUUUUUAAAAAUUCUUGUUUACAUCUGUUUAGAAGUUUAUUUACUGGUUUUGAAGUCGAUUGUCCACUUUACUUUUGAAUUACAUCAAUUUGUAUAAUGUAAUUACUAUCAUUGUACACUUAAGAUUAUAAUUUUCUGAGCUGUAUUAACAAAAUUCUAUUAAGUUUAGGUUUAUAUUUACUUUUUGGAACUGGUAGUAUUCUUGAGAAUUGUCAAAUAUGUACUUAACCAUUACAGAUUUAUGCAAUCUUCCUGUGGAAGUUAUAUAAAUGUCUUGACCCCUCAUGAGUAAUAUAGUUCAUGGAUUUUGGCACAGUUCUGUAGUAGGCUGUUGACUGGGGGAGAUUGAAAUUUGUGUUUUCUUAUGUUGAAGUUAAUUUUUUGAUUUUAGAGUCAAUAAAAUGAUUUAUCAAGUAAA